Molecule: messenger RNA, 1280 nt
Organism: Bicyclus anynana (squinting bush brown)
Lineage: Eukaryota; Metazoa; Arthropoda; Insecta; Lepidoptera; Nymphalidae
Product: arginine-hydroxylase NDUFAF5, mitochondrial
Exons: 6
Coding region: 161-1255 (364 amino acids)
Biological process (GO): mitochondrial respiratory chain complex I assembly
Cellular component (GO): mitochondrion
Source: RefSeq, a predicted model, not a curated record
AAUUUAAACUUUGUUGUGAUUUUUUUUCAUUCUCAGCUGAUAUUUGAACUUGAGUAGUGAGUAUUUGAAAAUAAAGUUGAUAAAAACCCUGAAAAUAUAAUAUAUAAAAGAAACAAUUAUCUAUAUAAAUCAUAGUCAAUUAAGAUUUGGUUUCAAAAUAAUGAUGCAAACACAUUACGUGAACACAAUACCACAGUUUCUCUACAGAAGAAUGUCAGAUUAUUCAAAUAACAUAAACCGAGUAAUACUGCGAAAUCAGAGCACGAAAGCUACAAAGGAAAAGACUGCCAGUUCAGUGUACCGUACCAUGAACAUAUUUGAUAGAAAAGCGAAGAUAUUACAGAAGGAACGGGCAGCUCAAAGUGAGGAUUACCAUUUGUCGGAGUACAUAAAAGAAGAGGUUGGUUGGCGGACCGCAGAUCGAGUUUUCGAUAUUAAAAGAUUGUUUACCAAUGCUGUUGAAUUGGGAGCUGGAAGAGGCUAUGUGUCCCGCCACUUCUUACCUGACAGUGUAGAGAGUGUUACACUAUGUGAUUCCUCACAGACACAUUUAGACAAAGCAAUUGUGGGUGACGGAGUGAAGUUUAAAAAGGUUGUAGUUGAUGAAGAGAAUUUUGAAUUCCCAGCAAAUAGUGUGGACUUGCUAGUAUCUUCGUUGGCUCUGCACUGGGUCAAUGAUUUGCCAGGCUGCUUCGACAGAGUUAUGAAAUGCUUGAAACCUGAUGGGGUAUUCGUAGCGUGCGUGUUCGGUGGAGACACGCUCAUGGAGCUCCGCCAGGCGCUGCAGCUGGCGGAGACGGAGCGCCUGGGGGGAGUACAUCCCCACAUCUCCCCCUUCACCAGGAUACGGGACAUUGGGGGGUUGCUUAAUGCGGCGGGCUUCACCCUGCAGACAGUGGACGUGGACACGAUGACGAUCUGGUACCCGUCGCUGUGGCAUGUGGUAGGCGACGUGCGCGCGCUGGGCGAGGCCAACGCGGCGUUCAAUCGCCCGCUGCGGCUCGACCGCGCCUCGCUCUUCGCCGCCGCCGCUGUGUACGACGAGAUGUAUGGCAAGGAAAUCCCAGACCGCAAAACCAGGGGUGUUCCAGCCACUUUCCAGAUUAUAAACUUCCUCGGCUGGAAACCAGAUCCGACGCAACCCAAGCCGAUGGAGAGAGGCACUGGCGAGCUGUCGUUGAAGGAUUUGCACAAAAUAGAUGAGAUUAUUAAAGAUACAAAGAAAAUAGAACUAACUGAGGAUGAUAAAAAAUAAAUAGACAGAGUUCUAAUCUAUAAAA